AGAUACAGUUAGUUGUGAACGAACCGUCGUCGUGUGCAAACGUCUCGCUGCGCUAACAGCGUUUCCCUAAAUCUGAAAGAUACGCAAUCGUAAUCGCAGGCACGUCUUAGCGUAUUUCGAAUAUAUUCUUGGCCAAGAGCCGCCGCCAGCGCGAGUGCAAUUGAAACGCGUGCAAAUGCAAAUCAAUUAAAAAUCUUCCCCCAAAAAUAUAAAUGAAAAUCAAUUCUCUCCAAAAAGCAAAUGCAUUAAAAUAAAAAAUUCGCAAAAAAUAACAGAAAUAAAAGCAAAUGUGGCGCAUAUAACUCAGCUGUGAAUAAAAGGAAUCGAAUUCUAUGUCCAAGUGUGCAUUAUCGGAAACUUUAAACUGUUGCUGAUGAUAACGAAUCUAUGCCCAUUGCAUAUAUACAUAUAUGAAUAUAUAUAUACAUACAUAUAUAAAAAAAUACAUGUGUACAUUCAUAUGUAGAUGGGGUUAAUUGCGAUUAUGUCAUGAAGUAUCGUAGGCGUAAUUCGAAAAUUCUUUAAAAAAUCUGGCAACAAAAGUCAAGAAAGCAAAGUUAGUAAGAGUGAGAGGAAGAGCGAAAUCUUUAUUUGAAAUUGUGUGACGUGCGUGUAUUUCAGUUUAAACAAAGCGCGACAACAAUCGCAACUGCAACAACACCAACAACAACACCAACAACAACAACAACAACAACGACAACAAAAAUACGCGUGUUUUUUGCACACUUUUUUGCGCCGUCAGCGCCUGAGAGGCAACAACAACAACAACAACAACAACAACAGCAGGCAAACAGCACUCUCUGUGUAUUUUGUUUGUGUGUGUGUUUCGGCCAAACCGGCAAGUGCAAAAAGUUUAACUGUGUGUGUGCCGCUCUCUUUGUUUCGCGCGCUCUCUCUGUCGCUCUCAUUGUGUGUGUGUUUCUGCGUGCGUGGGUGUAUUUGUGAGUGUAUUUGUGUCGGAACAGCUGUUCAGUGCAACAUGCAGCAGCAGAGCUGCCCAAAAUCCUAAAGGUCCACACACACACACACACGCACACGCACACAUAUACAUAGAUACGCACAAGCCGCUCUCAGGUGCCGUUCUCAGGUGUCCAGCUCGCAUUUUUCGCAUAAGCAACUAUUUGCCACCACAUGAACAUGGCCGGCGGCAGCCUCUUCCUCUUGCAGCACAAGCUGCUGCUUGUCGCGCUGCUCUGCAGCCACAGCCUGGCCAUGGCCAAGCACUUGACGCACGCAGACAUUGUGGCUGCCAGCGACGACGACCUCAGCACGAAUGUGCACCACCAUCAGACGCAGCUGCACCACCAGCAUCAGCAUCAACACAGCGCCGCAACGCACCACCGACGCCGUCUGCAGCGCGACUCGCGCGCCAAGGAUACAGCGCAGUGCGAGCCGGUCAAGGGUUACUUCGAAUCGAUCGACAUCAGGUCGAGUGGAGUUUACAAUGAAAAAGGCGCCAUUUGCGGUGGCAGCUGCUGCAGCAAUGCCACGGAACUGGAACUGCGCCAGAAGGCAGCCGGAAAGUUUGAGCAACUGCUGCACCAUCACACGAGCAGCCUGCGCGGCAUCCUGGAGACCACGGCCAGCCAGUUUCAGAGUCACGUCCUAGAGCUGGCGGAGCAGUCGGAGAACAAGACGUUGAAUGUGUUCUCCCAGGUCUACAGGCGAAUGGUGCCACUGUCGCGAAUGCUCAUACAUCAGCUGUACACGGAAAUCAUCAACCAUUUGAAGUACACGUCGAACUAUAGCAGCAAUAAUGGGCAGGGCAACAGCAUUUUGCACAGCCAAAGCAGCUUGGAGGAUGCGCUGCACAGGUUCUUUGAGAAUCUAUUUCCGGUGGCCUACCAUCAGGCGGUGCACCUGACCAAGGAUAAUUACGGCGAGCUGCACGACGACUACACGAAUUGCUUGAAGCACAACUACGAUGACCUGCAGCCGUUUGGCCAGAUACCCAAGGAAAUUCAGGCCAAUCUGUUGCAGAGCGUGCACAUGUCCAAUAUCUUUAUGAACGCCCUGCUCCAGAGCGCCGAAGUGCUCAGCGAAACGGACGCCCUCUACGGCAAACAACUGACGGACACGUGCCAGCUGCAUCUGCUCAAGAUGCACUACUGCCCCAACUGCAAUGGCCAUCCGGAGUACAGCAGGCCCAAGGUCUGCUACAGCUACUGCAUGAAUGUGAUGCGCGGCUGCUCGGCUCAGUAUUCGGGUCUUCUGGACAGCCCCUGGUCGAAUGUUGUGGAGGCCUUGGACAAUCUGGUGGCCACGCACAUACGCUCCGACAGCGGCAUUAUGAACACCAUCAAGCAGCUGGACACAAAGCUAUCCGAGGCCAUUAUGCGAGCCAUGGAGAACGGACCAGAGCUAGAGAAGAAGGUGAAGAAAACAUGCGGCACGCCCAAUCUGUUGCCCUCACUGACCGCCGCGGAGGCGCAGCCGGUGCAGCAGCACGCGAGCAUCAAGUGGGCCACGCCGCCAGAUGCGGGCAUCGUGCACUUCCUGUCGACCAUCGAGAAGUCCAAGGAGUUCUUCACCAACAUUGUGUACAACUUCUGUGAUGAGGACUAUACACAGCGCGACGAUCAUCUCUGCUGGACCGGAGAUCGCGUCGGCGACUACACCCAGCUGCUGAUGACACCCGGCACGGACACCCAGCGCUACAAUCCGGAGGUGCCAUGGGAGAACCAGUCGCAGCUCAGCAGGCUCAACGAGCUGGUCGACAAGCUAAUCAAGAUACGCAAGAGCAUCGGUGUAUCGGCGCCUGUCUCCAACAGCCAUGACAUCCAGAGUGACAUGGGUCGCGAGGGAUCCGGCGGCGGCGGCGGCGGUGGAGGUGGCGGCGGCCACAUGAGCGACGACGAUGAGGAGUACAGCAGCAUACACGGCUCCGGUGAUGGCUCCGGCGAUGGUCCCACAUCGAACUUCGAUGAUCCAUCAGGAACCACGCCCAUCAACUAUGACACCGAGUCACGCGAGGUGCAGAAGGGCGCGUCCAGCGCACUGACGGCCACUGCGACGAGCCUACUCCUCACACUAGUCACACUCUACAGUAGUUGUAGUUAAAGCAACAGCAGCACCCAAAUCCCAAAAAAAAAAAAUAAAUAAAAUAUAUAUAAAUAUAUAUAUAUAUAAACAAUAUAUAUAACAACGCAUAAUAAUAUUAAACGCAAAGCAAGGCAGCAAAAUGCAAGCAGCGGAAGCGCACGCACAAAGUUUGACGCAAUUAAAUAUUAAUAAUUAUUAUUAUUAUUAUUAUUAUAUUAUGAUUAUUAUUUGUGUAAUGCUUAAGUUGUUACAAUUAAUUUAUUAGCCACUAAGCGCAUUCACUUUGCAGAGUAACAAAAACCCAAUUGGAGUUGCGCUACGUUUGCUCCGUUUGGCGUUGCCACCUUUCUUCUAGCGUUCCCAUGCCUGAGCUCGUUGCACCUCAACGCUGAAUCCAAUUAGACUUUUGUGCCAUAUAAAUGUGUUGCGAGGAUUGCAUAAACAACUACAACAACAACAACAAUAUACAAAAAAUAGGCUCAAAAUAUUUAAAGCAAAAACCUGUCCACCAUCGAACUUUUAAGCAAGUGCAGUUUGUUCAGAUACAUGUUCUUUAAAUCAUAUAUAUAUAUACAUAUAUAUAUAUCUAGCUACAGUACGUAAAUUAUAAAGCUCAAUGUUCAAAGCGAAUUGUUCCUUUUUGGUGUAAUUAAAUCAAGCGAAUUAUAUAAAUGCAAAAGAUACAGAUACAAGAUGCAAGAUACAAGAUACAACUAGUUGCUGUUAUGGCUCAUUCUGCGGGAGCUUCUCUUAAAGUUCACAGAAAUUAAUACGUAAAACAAGAAUUUAAAAAUUUAAAUGUUAAUGAAAUACAAAUAACCGAAUUAUUGUUGUCAACAUUUGUGAGAGCUCAAAGAAUCGUAUGAAAGAAAAUGCAUAUUAAUGGAAUUUAGUUGAGUAAACGGACUUUUUGGGAAAAAAAAUAUGAAAAAAAAAGCAAAUACUAGAAGACUUACAGCUUUAUACGCAUGAAACAAUGAAAAAUCUAUUUAACUAUGUAUAUCUAUAGAUACAAAAAAUAUCUAAUACGUAGCAUUAUUAAAAGUAAAUUUUAUGAAGCAAACACUUUGAGGUCAUGUCAUAAAAUGCACACAACGUAAAAAGAAAAGAAAACAAAAUGCAUUAAAAAUACUAUUUCAAUACAAAAAAAAAAUAAACAACAAUAACAAUUUGUUAAGCUAAGUUGGUCAAAAGAUGAGAACUGAGCUUGCAAUUGAGAAUCAGCUUUUGACCAAGCCAAAAGCCUAUUGAGAAAAAAAGCCGUUUAAUGCAAAUGCUGUAGAUGUUUAAAUUUUAGAAACUAAAACCAACUAAAUUCGCAGCUUCGUAAUUUUUGUGUUGUCUUUGUGAAAGAAAGCAGCUUAGGCGACACUCUAAAAAAUAUAUAGAAAAUGCAAAAGCAGGCACUAAGUAAAAUAUAAAUGCAUACAUAUAUAUAAAUAAAUAAACAUACUAACAUAUGCAUAUAUGUAGUAUAUUAGCGCGUAAAGUGUAAUAAUUUAGCGUGUAAAGUGUAAAAAGAAAUGGUUUAUUGAGAACAUGAAAUUUAGUUAGUAGCCAAUUAACAAAGGAUAAUAACACAACAAAUUGAUCUACUUACUAUAUACAAAAAAUAUAUAUAUGAAUUUAUAUAUAUAUACAUACUACUGAUUGAUAGCAACUAACGACCGCAGGCGAAACUAUAAAAAAGAAGAACAACAACAACAAAAACAUGAAAAGCUCUGAGAACGGCGGUCACAUGAAUAUGUGUAUGUUAAACUAU
Drosophila virilis is the source of this 4804-nucleotide messenger RNA. It is a transcript of the gene dally, whose product is annotated as division abnormally delayed protein. Gene Ontology annotation, biological process: regulation of protein localization to membrane; positive regulation of canonical Wnt signaling pathway; cell migration. The record is from RefSeq and is a predicted model, not a curated record. NCBI's taxonomy places the organism in Eukaryota, Metazoa, Arthropoda, Insecta, Diptera, Drosophilidae. Gene Ontology annotation, cellular component: extracellular region; cell surface; plasma membrane.